UGGACGUGUUCCUUCUUUUCAGCAUUUUUGUACUUACAUUUUUAUACCAUCGCGAACGCGGAGACUAGCCGACCGCGCAUCUUUAUUUUUCGGAGUAAUCCCUGCAUUCGAAGCAAUCAAGUUACGAGAAAAAGUGACAAAACCUGUGAAAGUGCUUGAAGGACGGUGUGUUUUUUAGAGUGAGAAUCGCCAUUUUUGGGUAAAUCGACAACUUGUACUGCUGUUCUAUAGAUGAAAUGGUUGAAAUGAGUGAGAUAACCUCUAUUCAGCGCCUCUAUGUUCAGUGUUCUUAAAAAGGAGAAAUAACGAAGUAAUUGUGUUUGUGGAACAUCUGUUUACUAAAGUAAUAUUAUUAGUAUUACUUCGUUUCAUUUUCACUGCACUCUGAAAAUUAUAAUACCGCCAUGGCACCCUUCGUAGUGAUUUAUUAAGAAGAUUGAUUUGGACAACGUCUUGUGAAAUCUCGUUUAGACAAGUCUGCUAAUCCAUUUUUGACCAACCACCAUGAGUUCGGGUAGACCAAUCAAGUGUGUCGUUGUGGGUGACGGAACUGUUGGAAAAACGUGCAUGUUGAUAUCGUAUACAACAGACAGUUUUCCAGGGGAAUAUGUUCCUACAGUAUUUGACAAUUAUUCCGCUCCCAUGGUGGUGGACGGAAUUCCUGUGAGUUUGGGACUGUGGGAUACGGCAGGACAAGAAGACUACGACAGAUUGCGCCCCCUGUCUUACCCACAAACUGACGUGUUUUUGAUUUGUUUCUCUGUAACGAGCCCUUCUUCGUUUGAAAAUGUAACUAGCAAAUGGUACCCAGAAAUUAAACACCACUGUCCCGAUGCACCGAUGAUUCUUGUCGGAACAAAGAUUGAUUUGCGAGAUGAUCGCGAAACCCUUACUGCACUCGCCGAACAAGGACUCAGCGCUAUCAAACGUGAGCAGGGACAAAAACUCGCAAAUAAGGUUCGAGCUGUGAAAUACAUGGAGUGCUCUGCCCUCACGCAACGUGGUUUAAAGCAAGUAUUCGACGAAGCAGUUCGUGCCGUCUUAAAACCCGAGCCUCAAAAACGACGCCAGCGAAGGUGCACACUUUUGUAAAUGAAACGAAAGCAGAAAAAUGGUAGUAAUAUAGGUAAAGGUAAAGAGAAAUAGAUAUAGUAUAAGCUUCGUCAUCGAAAUAAUCUCGAAUUUACUCAUCGUUUUACAAGUUUCGAUCGACACGUAAUUUGUAAUAUUUACAAUUUACUACCAACAGCUUUAAUGUCAUUAGCUCAUUUAUCUGCGGAAUCUCUGUGCCGAGUUAUAGUUACUUAGAUUCAAUUUUACAAAACACUUUAUCAUUUGCUUUUUAUGAACGUUGUGCCAUAAGAAGGCUCUAAAUGGCAUUUUCACACAAGAGCACAUCAAAAUAAUAAUAAAAUUUAAAUAUAUCAUUUAUUUUGAAGAGGUCAUGGUCUUUGAAAACAUUGAAUUCAAUUUGCGUAGGAAAUUUGUCAGUACUGAAGCUUUAAAGUCAUUUGGAGUGUCAGUUGAUCGAAUUUUUGUUCGGAAGACAAAGUCACCUUUAAUAACUAUGAAAUAUUAUAUUAAAUAUGUAUAAGAAUAUAAUAUUCAUGCAUUUUAAUUAGAAAUUUAAAGUCGUGCCAUAGUAAAUAAAAAUAAAAUUCGUAAACACUUUUGCACUUCAGUUUUAGAUGAGACGAUGCAUGAUUGCAUACUGAUCAAGUAGAAACGUGUUACGCUCGAAAAAGGCUUUUUACGUUGUAAAUUACAACGUGCAAUUCAUGUACUAAAUGGAAACAGUACUGCCAUAUGAAUAUACAUAGAAAAUGACUGAAGUUGAAACAUAAUUAAGACUUUUAAACACGUUUUAGUAUCCAUUGUAUUUUUAAUCUGUCCUUUUCAUGACAUUUGCGGAAGAAUUCUUUCAGUUAAAAAAAAAGUGUCUUUUAUUUCCAGAAUUUGUACACACUACCAGGCAGGGUUGAUAUUCGCGACUUGAAAAGUAAAGUAGCUGAAAAGUAAGACAAGUGACAAAAA
Belonocnema kinseyi is the source of this 2034-nucleotide messenger RNA. RefSeq names its product ras-related C3 botulinum toxin substrate 1 (gene Mtl). Gene Ontology annotation, biological process: small GTPase-mediated signal transduction. Lineage: Eukaryota; Metazoa; Arthropoda; Insecta; Hymenoptera; Cynipidae. The coding region runs from base 505 to 1092 and encodes 195 amino acids. The record is from RefSeq and is a predicted model, not a curated record. The transcript is spliced from 4 exons. Gene Ontology annotation, molecular function: GTPase activity; GTP binding.